This is a messenger RNA of Dermacentor andersoni, 2421 nucleotides long. RefSeq names its product venom metalloproteinase BumaMPs1-like. NCBI's taxonomy places the organism in Eukaryota, Metazoa, Arthropoda, Arachnida, Ixodida, Ixodidae. Gene Ontology annotation, molecular function: metalloendopeptidase activity. Gene Ontology annotation, biological process: membrane protein ectodomain proteolysis. The record is from RefSeq and is a predicted model, not a curated record.
UUUCUGGCGAUCUUUUUUCUACGAUUCGUUUCCGAGCCCUUGUGAAAUUAUCAUAAUCUUCCCUUUUGCAAGCAAUUGUAUUGCAAAAUAUAUUUGCGUUAACAGAAUCCCAGGUUCAUAUGGGUUCCUAUACUAGUCACCCCGCUUUUAAAAAAUAAAAAGCAUUGAAUACACCCUGCUAAGAAAAUUUAAGUGCAGUCAAAAACUUUUAGGACACUGGAUUACAUCAGGCAGAAAGAGUACAAAGAAUUUGUACCCCAUAUGUGUGCGCAUCGUUCUCAGGUGCUCUAUUUUGUUAUUGUAAUAUAAGUGAUACUCAGGAACUUGUUUGUUUCUCGUCUUAUGCCGAAUGUUUCGAAGGCUAAUCCUGUAUCUGAUAAUUCAAACUAACAUCUUUUCCAUAGAGCAUGUUUCUGUUUUAAAAUGUUCGUUUCAUUAAAGUGUUCCUUUCCUAUGCCCUAGCACCGGUUGAAUGGCAGUUGUACUUCAUCGUAUCGAGUAUUUGUGUUUAUCCUUCGUUCCGUCAGAUUCUCUGCUGGUAAGAGGUACAACAAAUCCAGCACACAGCUUACUUGUCUAUAGAGCGUUGAUUUCUCAAAACGGGUGUUUUGCUUUGAAUAUAAAUACAUCCAUCAGUCCGCUGUAUGCGGCAGCAGACACAUUUGUUGACUGUACUGAUGAUCUAGAAAGGCUGUUGCGAGUGGCGUGAAAAGGCUGCAAGUGCCCUGUAAAAAAAAAAAAAAAAAGACAGGCUAUUGUGGAAGAAUAACCUAUGAAGUAAGUAAAGCUGUUCGUGAUCUUUACUCUCUGCGGGAAACCUUACAAACUUUCAAAUAAACCUGUGUGCCAACUGCACACCAAGAUUUUGAUUACUGCCCCGAAGCAACAAAUGUAGUACUGUCACUGUGCUAAAGCAAUAAAGGUGCCUGGAACUCAGUCAUCGUUUUGAGUAUCCAUAGGACGGAAGAUCUUCACCACUAUAAAAUGCUUCUGCUGUACUUCUGCUUUUGUAGAAUAGCAGUAGCUAUCAGUAACCAGGCCCAAUCCACAGUGAACAGCGUCACAGUUUAUCCCGUCGUUUAUGAAGACAGAGAAGACAACCAAAAGAAAGUAGUAGCUUUUGAGCGCGAGCAGUCCCUGGCAUUAAAGAGAGCAUCCGUUUUGGCACCAAGGCUUCUGCUUCAGGACUACCCCGGCGACGGAACCGGCGGGAAAUACGUCAACGGAGCCUAUUACGAGCGCCACCUCUAUGAAAACGCUGCUCAUGAAGCCGCUCUUUUGGUGAAGCCGCAAGGGAGAGGACGCUACCAUAUUGCAGGCCUCAUUAAUUCGACGCAUUUUAUAGAACCACUCAGAAACCACAUGGAUUUCAUGGGAAGAACUCCACAUUUAUUAUCGCGGAUUCCCGCCUCAACAGAAGACGCUUUCUACAAAAUGAUAAAAGUGAAAUCUCGCACGAAUGGAAAUGUGUCCCUUCCAGAAGCAAGAGCGGAGCCCGUUGGACUUGUCGUGGAAGUGGCUAUCAUUAGCGAUUACUCUCAUACGCUGGGUCUUCGAAGGAAGUUGAUCAAAGGUCUAGAAUACAUAAUGCCGUACAUGUACAAGGUCAGCCUGCAGCUGCAGCAGUUAACGCCCCCUGUCCGGAUUGCUCUAGUAGGAUACCAGAACACAAGUAAGCCAAACGCCGAAUAUGUCAGCCUGUUGCCAACUGGAGCUCUGAACGCUGACGACACUGUGACAAAACUAAGGAAGUACGCGCCAACAAGUGCUUCCACUCGGCAAUCUGACUUAGUCAUUUUAAUCACGGGAGCUGGAUUAUUUGACUUGUCAGCACCUGCUGGCGCUCCUGAGGUGCUUGGCAUUGCACCCUUCGAAGGAAUUUGUAGCCAAUACAGCGUGGCAGUUGUUAAAGACUUGGCUGGAACAUACUCCGGAGUGCACUCAACAGUCCAUGAAAUGGGCCAUUCACUUGGCUCUUACCACGAUGGCGAAGGAACCUCAGUGGAUUGCCCUGCCCGAGAGGGAUACAUAAUGAGUCCACAGUCACAUGGAGCACACAGGGAUAAAUUUUCACGCUGCAGCCAAAGGGCCAUAAACAAAUAUAUAACGUCAGGUGAUGCUACAUGCCUACAAUACGCAGCAGCGACAAGUGCUUUGGGCAUUUUUCCACGUGCUAUUGUGCCUUCACUUGAUGCACAUUUACCACAAGACCACAAAGUCAACAUUUCAACACGCGUGAACACACUGUAGACUAAGGGUCCUCGAGAAGAACCUAAAAACAGAUCUGUAGAAGUAAGCCAAAUCAUAUGACACCAGGAUAAGGACAGAAAACCCAACCAAAAAGGAGACUGCUGCUCAGUGACUUUUCGGGCAUGGCAAAUUAAAUGCACCUUGAAAAUAAAAUCGUAUUCGGUUUCUUCA